Messenger RNA from Fraxinus pennsylvanica, 987 nucleotides. NCBI's taxonomy places the organism in Eukaryota, Viridiplantae, Streptophyta, Magnoliopsida, Lamiales, Oleaceae. The record is from the annotation of a GenBank genome assembly.
AUGCCACCGCCAAUGGCGGCCACCGCCAAACUCAUCCGUCUCCGCCGCCCCAAACUCCAUUCCUUUUCCCAGCCUUGCCGGAAUCCCUACCGCUUCUUUUCCUCAUCUUCCAAACCCGACUCCAAUGAAGCCACAUCCCGACCCGAUACGGAAUCCGAAUCCAAAUCGGAAACCCAAUCUCAAUCCCCAUUCUCCUCAUAUUUCAGCGAUGUGAAAGCCAGUCUACUAAAAGAAUCCUCAAAUCAGAAUCGCGCUCAAAUCCCCCGCAAAACGCUGUCGUUUUCAAAUUCCACUCCUCAAACGCCUAAAAUCGCUUCAUUGGAAGAAAUCCGUAGAAACCUCUCCGAGUUUCGCCACCGCGCUGCUUCGCCUUCUUCCCAUUCCGGUCAACCCAUAAAGCUCUAUAAAAGAAAUGUCCUUCCAAAAACUGAAGAAUCUGGUUCCGGUUCUUCAGAUUCGACUGCGAAACAUGCGGGAGCUGCCGCACCUGGUGGGAAACUAGCUUUUGAGGCAUUUCGUGAGAGCAUCCGUCAGCUCCGGUCCAAUUCCCCAAUUAGACAAACUGAUUCUGGUGGGAAGGCGGUUGAUAUGUCACUUUCGAGGUUUAAGGACAGCUUGAAGUUGAAACCUGUGGGUCCAAAAAUGAUGAUUGGGGGUAGUGAUAGUUUGCAUGCCUCGAUAUUUGGGAAGGAGAAAAGGGAUGGUGAUAAAGCCGGCCCUGCAACGAGGACUGAAUUUGUCAAGAUGUACAAUUAUAAAGAGUUAGGGGAAAAGCUGAAGAUGUUGAGGCCCGAGAAGAAGAAGGGAAACUGGUUCUCACUGCAGGAGCUGAACGAGAGGCUGAUGAAGCUGAGAGAGAUUGACGAGAAGGAGAGCGAGACAAGGACUGGGGGUGUCAAUUUCAUUGACUUGAGAGGGAGUCUUGAGCGGUUGAGGAUGUCAGAUGAUGAGAAAGCCAGAAAGAAAACAAGUAAACAAUUUGUUUGA